AUGAUCAGAAAUGCCUUAGACUCAGGUGGAGAUAUAGAGCUGAAAUAUGCCUCCAGGAAUGCAAUACGCUGUGCAGAUUACUUGGCAAUGAGAGCACAUCAAAAUGAUGAGAAGCGCAGCAGCAGCAGCAGUAGCAGGAGUAGUGGUGGUAGUAGUGGUAGUGGUAGUGGUAGUGGUAGUGGUAGUGGUAGUAGUGGUGGUAGUGGUGGUAGUGGUGGUCGUGGUGGUAGUGGUGGUGGUGGUGGUAGUGGUAGUCAUGAUGGUGGUGGUGGUGGUCGUGGUGGUGGUCGUAGUCGUGGUGGUCGUGGUGGUCGGGGUCGCAGCAGCAGCAGCAGUAGUAGUAGUUAA
Messenger RNA from Neltuma alba, 348 nucleotides. RefSeq names its product rRNA 2'-O-methyltransferase fibrillarin-like. The transcript has 2 exons. NCBI's taxonomy places the organism in Eukaryota, Viridiplantae, Streptophyta, Magnoliopsida, Fabales, Fabaceae. The coding region runs from base 1 to 348 and encodes 115 amino acids. The record is from RefSeq and is a predicted model, not a curated record.